UGCGGUCAGGCGUCUCUUCGAACUGGUAUUGGGCGUUCGAGAGCGGCGAGUGAUGGCGGCGUUGCGUUCUGGAUUCCGACGACUCUUCUCCAUCUCCGCUUUCUCUCCUCCGCCUCGAGCUGCUGUCCCUCCGCCCGCGGAGCCCUCGACCAACCUAUUCGUCUCAGGACUCAGCAAGCGAACAACAUCUGAAGGAUUGAGGGAAGCUUUUUCAAAAUUUGGUCAAGUUGUCUAUGCUAGGGUUGUGACUGAUCGCAUAUCAGGCUAUCCUAAAGGUUUUGGAUUUGUAGGGUAUGCAACCUUGGAAGAAGCAGCACAAGGUAUAAAAGGAAUGGACGGCAAGUUUCUCGAUGGCUGGGUUAUUUUCGCCGAGUAUGCAAGACCAAGACCACCACCAUCAGGACAAGCACGAACACCCACCGCACCACCUCAAACUUCAGAACCACCAUUUAAUCAUCAGUAGAGCUUGAGUUCUUGUAUGGUAUCAUGAGUUAUGAGAUUGGAUAUCACCACAGCUUAAAUUUAUGGGCAAAAAUUAAAAAGGUGUCUCUUUUUAAUGAAUUAUCAAAGAUGCGUCCUAUAUUGAGUUA
Molecule: messenger RNA, 590 nt
Organism: Zingiber officinale
Lineage: Eukaryota; Viridiplantae; Streptophyta; Magnoliopsida; Zingiberales; Zingiberaceae
Product: organelle RRM domain-containing protein 2, mitochondrial-like
Exons: 4
Coding region: 53-463 (136 amino acids)
Molecular function (GO): RNA binding
Source: RefSeq, a predicted model, not a curated record